Astrephomene gubernaculifera is the source of this 6545-nucleotide messenger RNA. Lineage: Eukaryota; Viridiplantae; Chlorophyta; Chlorophyceae; Chlamydomonadales; Astrephomenaceae. The record is from the annotation of a GenBank genome assembly.
CGAGGCAAUACAGUGCCGCACGUUGUACGUUGGGUUGGAUACCUACGGUUCGGCUACACCAUCUAUCUUCCGCUUUAGACGGCCGAAAGGCUUAGAGGACUAUCUCGUCAAAAGCUUGCACAUUUCGUCAACAGCCAUCGUCGUUAACUUCUCACUCGACAGUCAACCGCUCGGCGCAUUAAUUAUACUCAGUAGGCUUGCCGGUGACAACACGGCGCCGGAAGCGAACUUACCAUGAGCAGCGACGUAGCGCUUGAUUUAGGCGGUUGUACAGUUACGCAGUAUGAGCAAGUGCUCGCUGCCCUGCACGGCGAUGCCGGCGCCGCAUUGUCGCUUUGCCAGGUCUUCAGCACGCGCGACCGGACGGAGGAAGUUGCCUUUGGCCUCAACACAGUCUUCACAAUCCUGAGCGGCGCUCUCGUCUUCAUCAUGCACGGCGGUUUCGCCAUGCUGGAGGCCGGUGCGAUUCGCAGCAAAAACGCGAUGAACAUCCUACUCCAGACGGUUAUGGACGGGGCCGCCAGCGCCGUCAUGUGGUACCUGGUGGGCUUCGGGUUCGCGUACGGCAUCGGAGACAACCCCAACGGAUUUAUCGGCGACGCCGUGUUCGGUCUGUCCCGCUACGCCUCCCACAACUCGGGCACGGGGGAAGGCAACUGGACAAACUGGUUCUUCCAGUGGGCCUUCUGCGCCACCGCAGCCACCAUUCCCGCGGGGGCGGUGGCGGAGCGCUUCAACUUCAAUGCCUACCUGGGCUACUCCCUGUUCCUGGGCGGCCUUGUCUACCCCGUUGUCGUACACUGGGUGUGGUGCCCCACCGGCUGGCUGGGCUACGGCGCCUCCUCGCCGCUGCUGGGGACGGGCAUGAUGGACUUCGCGGGGAGCGGCGUGGUGCACAUGGUGGGGGGGCUGGCAGGCCUGACGGGCGCCUGGCUGGUGGGUCCCCGCCUGGGUCGCUUCGACAUGGACGGCCACCCCGUGCCCAUGCCCGGCCACUCGGCCAUCCUGGUGGUGCUGGGGACUGUGCUGCUGUGGUUCGGAUGGUACGGCUUCAACCCCGGUAGCGCCCUGCUGGCGGACGACCGCGCAGCCGCCACCAUCGCGGGCCGCGCCGCCGUCACCACCACCCUCAGCGGCGCAGCGGGCGGUCUGACGUGCCUGCUGCUGGGGUUUGUGAGGAACGUGGCCUGGGACCUCAUCUCCUUGUGCAACGGCAUGUUGGUCGGCUUCGUGGCCAUCACCGCCGGCUGCCACGUGCUGGAGCCCUGGGCGGCGCUGCUGGCGGGGGCGACGGGCGCAGCGCUGUUCGAGGGCUGCUGCGCGGGGCUGCUGCGGCUGCGGGUGGACGAUGUGGUGUCGGCGGGGCCCAUGCAUGGCGCGUGCGGGGCUUGGGGGGUGCUGCUGGUGGGGUUGCUGGCGAAGGAGGAGUAUGUACGACAGGCAUACACACGUGAUACCUACCCGUACGGUCUGUUCUACGGCGGGGGAGGCAAGCUGCUGGCUUGUCAGGUCAUCGGCGUGCUUGCCAUCGCCGGCUGGGUGUGCGGAACCAUGGGUCCGUUCUUCCUGCUGUUCCGCUGGGCGGGGGCACUGCGCAUCAGCGCGGAGGAGGAGCACACGGGGCUGGACGUGUCGAAACACGGGGGAUCUGCCUACCACAUGAACGCGGGCGGAGGUGCUGGUGGCGGCAUGGGAGGCGGCAUGGGAGGCGGCAUGGGUGGGGGUGGCAUGGGUGCGGGUGGCAUGGCACGUGGCGGGUUGUUUGGAACGAACGGCGUGUUUGGCGCCGGGGGAACCAUCCCCACCGUCUACACCGGGGGUCAGCUGACCUUGCAGCAGUUCUCCAUGGACGGUACGGAGGGCGGAGGCGCGGGGGUUAACGGCAACAGCAAUGGCGGCGCCCCCCAAUACUACCUGCAACCGUCACCUUCGCUGUCUCAGCUGCAACAGCAGGACCAGCAGGAACAGCAAGCAGCAGCACCAAUGCAGCAACAGCAACAGCAGCAGCCAGUAAGGCCCAACGUGACGAGGCACAAGACGCCCGUGGGCGACUCCAUCAUGCGGGCCAACACCAUGGGUUUCUCCGCACACAACUCCUCAACCACCACCACAACGGCAACCGUUACAACUGCUGCAACCACCUCAACCGUUGUCGUACAGCUUGUCAACAAACAGCACGACGACGCACAACAGGAGCAGCAGCAGCAGCAGGAUUCUUCGUCCUCGAGCCCCCAAAGUGGGGAGACUCCCAAUGUUGCCGGUACCGCAGGCAAGUAAGCAGUAACAACUCAGCGGUGGCCAAAGCAGCGGCGGCAGCGGCGACGGGGGCUCAGGCGGUGUUGUGGCGAAGUUGAUAGUCGUACUGCAGUUAUAGGAUUUUGCUCUCGUUGACACACAUCGUGAUUGCGAGGACUGUUUUGCUCUUGUCGGACCGCCCCGUAUCGGUAUAUCUACGAAUUGGAGGCUCGAAGCCUGUGAUUUGCGACUAGCUGUGAAUGUGUUUGUCAUUUGCUUUGUUGUGGGGGUGUACUGUUUGUUGCUAUCGUGCCGCUGGCGAGGGGCGGUGCGCGGCUUGCGGCUACUGGGCAUGUCCCUGUUUGGCGCGGUUAGGGGUGUGGGUUGGUGGGUUUCCAGGGGCUGUGUGCGCGGAAAAACAAUGUGCGGAGGGGCCAAAUGGCGUUGCAUGUGUCGGUUUGGUUGGUGUUGAGAAAACGGGUUGCGAGCCGGACGUACUGUGAUCGUCGGAAGAUGAAGUCCUCCCACAGAAACGCCACACGUGAAGUAGAGUCCUUUCGUGUGGGUUUGUGUGCUUUGUACCGUAUGUGUGGUUGUCCGGGGUUGCUGCUAAUGGGUACUAGUGGGUGCAUGGACUCCCUCAGACCCCGCCAGGAGGAGGGGCGGGGGCGGGGGCGUGUUGAAGGGUGCGUGGUUUCUCGUUUGGAGUUGGGGGGCCGUCUUGUGACUGGAGACAAGGGGGCACGGGGAUAGCAGGUGCGUUGGUGGGAAUUGAAAAAGGAGGCGUGCGGGCGUGAAGUCUGUGGAGCAGCGAAUUGUGUGGUAUUUAAAGAGGAGGUACUCGUAUGAAUGGAAUGCCGAGCGGUUGGACCAUUGGGAGGAGAGGUGACCCUAUCCUUGUGAGCCUCCGCUCCCAUCCGCGUCGGCAUUAUUUUUGGGGAACGCUCGUGGCACGCACUCGUAAUGCGGCCUUUGUUUUGCUAAGGCUGAUACUAUAAUGUAUAUGUUUUUCGGCGCGACUGUGUCCUGGCCCGUUCGAAGUGAGUAAACGUCAGGGUACGCGUACAUAUGUGUAAUAUGUUGGAUUUGGGUUUUUCCUGUAACCGGCUUACCACAAUCACGUGCGUUCUCUGCGAUAUGUGACCUGCAAAAGGGUUGCCAGGGUUCGUGAUUAGUGAUUGGGCGUAGAGGGUCUCGGAGCCGGAGUCAGGCUUAGUCGUCUUUCUAUGUAAGUACCACUUACGGAUAGAGGGGUGUUAGUUUGUGGUCACCUCACUGUGCAAAAGCGAAGCUAAUUGUGAAGAGUGGUUGGACGACAGUGCCGUGAAUACCCUGAAGGCUGCCGCUGCCUUUAAGCGCUGUAAUACAAAGUGUUAGGUUUCAAACUUGACAACAAGGCCUACAGUUCUAAUCAAUCACAUCCGCUUAUCGUUGCGGAGCUCAAAUCGUUGUGCACGGCGGCGCCGGCCUAGCCUGCUUUGCCAUAUUAAAACUACGUAGACUAAUGCGUAUGCUUUUGUUAGAUUUAGCCAACACACGCUCACAUCUUCAGUGACCGCCGUCGUCGCGGCGACGCACAUUUGCAAUACAAUAUGCCGGCUGCAACUCCACAGCUGCAGCUUAAGGCGACAUAUCGACCUAGCUCUAAGCUUCAAGUCUUCUAUACUGGAGGCGCAGCGCGCAUUACGAGGGAUGGCAAGCUGCUGGCUUGCACAUGCUCGGAUGAGGUCAAGAUAGUGGAAUUGUCAACGGGCGCCGUCGUGCGUUCCAUUAAGCCCGAUGGCGAGGCCGUCACGGCGCUGGCAGUCAGCCCCGACUGCCGUACACUGGUGGUUGCCACGCGGUCCCUGUACGUACGAGUGUACGACAUGACGACCGGCGCGCAGCUCCGCAACUGGCGGGGCCACAAGGGCCCUGUGGCGGACCUUGCGAUCGACGCCUCGGGUGGCUAUGUAGCCACUGCCUCGGCUGACCGAUCUGUCAAGGUGUGGGACCUGGCGGGCGGAUUUUGCACGCACCACUUCCCCGGCGGCCACGGCGGGGUGGUGCUGCGGGUCGCCUUCCACCCCAAGAACCUGCAGCUCUUCAGCGCGGGGGACGACGGAUCGCUGCGGGUUUGGGACCUGGUGGAUAAAACGUGCGUGUACGACCUAAAGGGUCACUUCAGCGCCGUCACCUCCCUGGCGCUCUCCCCGGACGGCUGGCUGCUGCUGAGCGGCGGGCGAGACAAGGUGGUGGUGGUUUGGGACCUGCGCAGCGGCACCAAGGUGUCCACCGUGCCUGUGUUUGAGGCGGUGGAGGGGCUGGUAGCGCUCCCGCUGGGGGCGCAGCUGCCGGGGCUGCCGGGCAGGGGGGCGGGCGGGCAGGAGCUGGUCAAGGGCGCCAAGAAACAGGUGUAUUUUGCCACCGCGGGCGAGCGGGGAGCAAUCAAGCUGUGGCGCAGCGACACGGGGUCCUGUGUGGCUGAGGUGGCUCCCGAGGUGGCGGUGGCGGGCAGUGCGGCAUGUGAGCUGACGGACCUCAUGCUGCUGCCGCCGACUGCUGCUGCUGCUGCUGGGGCUGCGGCAGGCGGAGGAGGAGCAGCAGCAGGCGGCAGUGUGGGGCUGCUUGCUGCGACUGCGGACGCGAGGCUGCUGUUCUACAGCCCGGGGCAGGACGCGGAGGGCGGGCGGGCGCUGCAGCUGUCCAGGCAGCUGGUGGGGAACCAGGACCAGGUCACGGACCUGCGCUUCGUGGGCCCCCCCGGGGAGCCCUCCGCUCUGGCAGUGGCAACCAACAGUGAAACCGUACGGCUGUACGGCCUGGCAAACAUGAGCUGUACGGCAGCCCUGGUGGGGCACCGGGACAUCGUGCUGUGUAUGGACGGCGGCGUGGCGGGGGCGGCGGGGGCAGGUCUUCCCCCGCUGCUGGCCACGGGCGGCAAGGACCACGAGGUUCGGCUGUGGGAGGCUGCGAGCGGGCGGUGCCUGGGGGUGGGAGUGGGGCAUGUGGGAGCGGUGAAUGCGGUGGCGCUGGCGAGGAAGACCCCCACCCGCUUCCUCAUCUCCGUCGGCGCCGACAAGCUCAUAAAGGUGUGGGACACCGCCCCCGCACUCGCCCAGCUCACCCAAGACACCAGCAGCAGCAGCACCCCCGCCGGCCCCGACCGACCCGUGGUUCAGCUGCGCACCCUGGCGGCUGUUGCGGGUCACGACAAGGACAUCAACGCGGUGGCGGUGGCGCCCACUGACGCGCUGGCGGCCACUGGCAGCCAGGAUAAGACGGUGCGGGUGUGGAAGCUGCCGGACCUGGUGCAGGUCGCCGUAUUGCGGGGUCACAAGCGCGGCGUCUGGGCUGUGGAGUUCGCCCCCCUGGAGCGGGCGCUGCUGUCCGCCUCGGGCGAUAAGACCAUCAAGCUCUGGUCGCUCACCGACUACAGCUGCCUGCGCACGCUGGAGGGGCACACCGCAUCGGUGCUGCGGGCGACCUUCCUGACGGCGGGCACGCAGGUGCUGAGUGGUGGAGCGGACGGGCUGGUGAAGCUGUGGAAUGUGGCGAGCGGGGAGUGCGUGAACACCUUUGAUGAGCACGAGGAUAAGGUGUGGGCUCUUGCCUGCGGCGGCUCCCAGGAGGGCCUGGUGGCGAGUGGCGGCGGCGACGCGCUGGUGUGCGUGUGGGCGGACAGUACGGAGGCGGAUGCGGCGGCGGCGGCGGAGCAGGAGCAACAGCUGGCGGAGCAGGAGCAGGCGCUGCAGAACGCACUAGCGGAUGCCAACUUUGCCGAAGCCGCUCGCCUCGCCUUCAGCCUGAAGCACCCCGGCCGCCUUCUGAACAUCAUCACUCGGGCCGCAACCGCAACCGCCAACGCCGCCACAACCGCCGCAGCAACCGCCAACGGUAACAACGCCACCGCCGCCUCUGCUUCUGCCGCCGCCGGGCCCCUGGGUCGCUUGUUGUACGGCUUGGUCUCCCAGAUGUCGCACGAAGACAUUCGUACGGCACUCGAAUACUGUCGUGAAUGGAACACGCAUGCCCGGCACUGUCACGCGGCUCAAGCGCUGCUGGGGGCUGUGUUGAGGGUGCACCCGCCGGAGAAGCUGCUAGGCGUGCCGGGCUGCUCUGAGCUUCUGGCGGCGCUCUCGGCCUACAGCGGCCGCCACUUCUCACGACUCGACCGACUGGUUCGCUCCACCUACCUGCUCGACUUCACUUUGGAGUCCAUGGGUGUGUUGGGUUUGGGCGGCAGCGGCGGGAGCGGCGGGGACUACCCGGGGGGAAGCGGCGGCGGGUUGGAUGGCUUCCUGGCCGACAUGGGGGCGAUUGGGGACGCG